AUGAGACUCGAGGUACUACUUACUCGUCCCGAGGACGUCGAAAACCACUCCGAAGACAUCGAAAACCGCACCGAAGACAUCGAAAACCGCACCGAAUACUUCGAAAACCUCCCCAAAAGCGUCGAGGACGGCCCCGCAGACCCCGGGUACCGUCCCGCCUCGAAGACGCCACGGACGCGAUCCACCCACGAAGCGCUCGCCACGCGCUCUGACACCGACUUGGGACGACGUACAGGUCGCACGACACCUCGGAUGAGCAAGAUCGAGGCGUGGAUCGCCGGCGAUAGGCUGACCGCGGCGUCGGUGGCGCACCCGGGUAAGUGCAUCCAGUACCAUCCAUCUGCACCCACUCACCUCUCUGCAGCGAGCGGGAGGAGUGCGGAUCGCGUCUCCGUCGACUGUUCCGCCUCCCACCAGGACGAGGCGGCAGUCGGCAUCUCGCAGAUCGUACAAGGCCGCCCGCGAGGACGACGGCAAGGCCCAGCCUCCUGCGACACCGGGAUCACGCCCCACAAGAUUAUUUAGUCAACGUGAGUUUAUCGCCGUCUCCUUCCCCGCAAGAGAGCUUACCAGUGGCAUUCAGGUCAUCCGCACCUGCCCGUCCCCUCGCCUGCAAAAUCGCCAAGCUCCCGCGUAUCAGCGCUGGGGCCCUCGGCGACGCCCGAGCUCCCUUCGACGACAUCAAGACUCCCUCACGCCCCUUCGCGUCGCCUCCGAGACUGACGAAAUGGCCAUCUCGACGUCGAAAAAUCGCGUUGGGUCCCCGCGCGAGCGCGGA
Messenger RNA from Schizophyllum commune H4-8, 778 nucleotides. RefSeq lists its product as uncharacterized. The record is from RefSeq and is a predicted model, not a curated record. NCBI's taxonomy places the organism in Eukaryota, Fungi, Basidiomycota, Agaricomycetes, Agaricales, Schizophyllaceae. The transcript is spliced from 2 exons. The coding region runs from base 1 to 525 and encodes 174 amino acids.